Messenger RNA from Anopheles stephensi (Asian malaria mosquito), 3341 nucleotides. RefSeq names its product PI-PLC X domain-containing protein 3. Gene Ontology annotation, molecular function: phosphoric diester hydrolase activity. The coding region runs from base 562 to 1551 and encodes 329 amino acids. NCBI's taxonomy places the organism in Eukaryota, Metazoa, Arthropoda, Insecta, Diptera, Culicidae. The transcript has 3 exons. The record is from RefSeq and is a predicted model, not a curated record. Gene Ontology annotation, biological process: lipid metabolic process.
AUGUCAAAAUAAACGAGCUUUCAAGAACAGCCAGAAUCGCAGAAAUCCUCGUAAAUCGUCCUAAAGCUUGAGUCUCGAUAUUGACUCUUCUGGAGCUGGGUGCAUUAAUUUGCCAAAGGACUGUAAUCUCAUCACAAACGUUAUUGUGUGCAUUGUUUUACCCAGUGCGGUGCGUGAUUUAGUGAAAGUGUUCUACGCCCUGUUCAGUGCGAGAAAAUUAGCACUCUCCGUAGUAUCUGUUAUCAGUGCGUGCAAAAAAAAAGUUUCACACAAUGCUAAUGCUAAUUAGUUGAAGCUAUCUUCGGAGACGUGAUGUGUAGUCCCUGUGUAAACGCCUGUGAAAACGGACUGCAAAGAGUUUUCUCCAUGUUCACAUGUGUUGCUUUUCAUCUGCGGUGAAAUCAUUGUGCUUGGAGCAAAUUUCCCUAAGGAUACCGAAGAAGGGCAUCGCGUGAACAGAAACAACAAAAGGACACUUGUGCUUUGUGACGAAUCUCGAUCCUGCCAAAUAAAAGUGAACUCAUCCUCCCUGGCGGCAACAGCUCAAACGGAUUCAAAAACAUGAUUGAUUUUACGGACGAUCUGGAAAACUGGAUGGGGCGACUGCCGGCAGAACUGAAGGCAGUACCCAUCAUCCAUUUGGCCAUUCCCGGGUCCCAUGACGCGAUGUCGUACGGCAUCAAAAACAAAGCACCGGUCGCACCGGAUGCAGAUCCGAUCGUUGGAACGCUCAACAAGUUCAUUCCCUGCGUCGUGCGGCGGUGGGCCGUAACGCAGCGGUACAACAUGCUCGAACAGCUCAAGGCAGGCGUACGGUACUUUGAUUUGCGGAUCUGCAUGAAGCGACCCGAGAACAAGUUUUACUUUGUGCACGGUUUGUUCUGCGAAGAAAUCUCGGAACCGCUCGACCAGCUGAAAGAGUUCCUGCGCACACACCCGAAGGAGUUUGUCGUGCUGGACUGUCAGCACUUCUAUUCGUUCAACCCGACCGAUCACUGCGUCCUGUCGGCGGAGCUGAACCGUAUCUUCGACCGAAAGAUAUACUCGCGCAACGUAAGCGAGCUGAAGGAGUGUACGCUCGAAUCGGCGACCGGCAAUGGCAAGCAGGUGCUGAUCGUGUACCGUAGCGAUGCGUGCGUUAACGAGCGCUUUUGGCUGAGCCAGGAUUGGCCCACACCCUGGCCGAACGAGAUCAACGUGAAGAAGCUGCAGCAGUAUCUGGACGAUUCGUUGGCCCUGCGGCGCCCCGACACCGGGUUCGUGUCCCAGUGCGUGCUCACGCCCACGGUGCGCUACAUCGUGCCUCGGUUCAUGUCGUCGUUGCGGUCCACCUGCGCGAAGGUGGUCGACCGGCAGCUGAUGGACUGGAUCAGGGGUCAAAUGCCGGGCAGUUUCGCUGGCGAAGAAAAGCCCCGCACCAAUGUGUUUCUGGCCGACUUUAUCGACAUAGCAGACAAUCAGUUUUGUAAGGUGGUGGUCGGACUGAAUAGGAAGCUGCUGGAGCAGGAGAACAACAGCACGCACAGCUCACCGUCGAAGAAGAGUUCGUAAAAAGCGGGAGGGCUCCAGCUUUAACGAUCGAUGGUGGUUCUUUGGUGCGCGACACGGUUUUGUCGUUAGGAUUUUUAGGUUUUUAAUUUCAUCAGCUUUAAGGAUUUCUCUUUUUGUUCUACUGUGAUAUUAAUACUUAUUCUGUCGAUCUCGGUUUCGAUGUGAAAUUUAAUUUCCUCCUAACAAACGGCAACACACACACUAAAUUUAGUUUAGGUUCUUAAAAAUCUAUACUUUCAAACUCGGCGCUGCACGUACAUCCGGUAAGCUGGACUACUGGACAGCACGUGUGGACGUGUGAUGCUCCCUGGUUUUACUUCUCUCGGUUUAUUUAUAGAGUCAAAAAAGGCAUCCGUACUUCCAAAAGCACUUGAAGCAAAAUGAAAGCCGAAACAAUCGUUUUACUCAGUGGCAAAGGACAAUCGUCAGUGGCAAAUGGUACAAUACAUACUAAUGAUAAUCAGUUCAACAACGUACAUACAUAACCAGUUUUUUGCACAAAAUCUGCACUUUACUGUAAGCGAGGUACCGAAGCCAUCGUAUGGAGAGGGUAAUACAAAAAUGUAGUGUAACGCGUAAGGCAAGACAAAGCCAAUAUAUUCUUACAUGUUGUUAUUUACAUUCAUGUUUAAAUCGCCAGUAACCGGAACGCCGGAAUUAAAAGAAUGGUUUCAACACACUUUAACAUUCUGAUUCCGAAUACCUCCAUCAUCACACCCACAUGCGUGUAACUACAGUUGCAAGAGUAAAGCAAGCAGGAAGGUGUCUAAAUGUGUAUAAUACACAAACUGGAUGAUGCAUAAUCUCCAACAUAGUAGAUGUCGUUAAUGGCGGGCGUGUGUUAAGAGCAUUAAGAGUCGGGGAAAGUGGAUAGUUAAGCAACAGUCAUCUUACCUUUGUUUGAUAGAGAAAUGCUAUAAUGUGACAACUACCUUACUCAAACGGGACUAAACUGAACAAUGUAUACACAUCAACGGGACAGGGGCCUACAAGAAAGCAAAGCGAAACGAAAGGAUAAUCAAUCAAUCGACGCUACCUGAAGCGCCUCUUUGGAACAUUUAACCGUGUUAACUUUCGACACAGGGUGUUGUUAGUGAGCGCUGGGUAGCAUCUUAGCCAAAACUAGAGGGUUCUUUAAUAAAACAUUCACUACUUCCCGUCCAACUCUACUGUAGCGAGACCGGACAGUUCGCGUCUCGGUGGACAGUUUAGGCAUAGUCGGAUUACAAUUGGAUUGCAGCAGCAGCAGCAGCAGCAUAUAACGUAUAUUAUCAAUAUGUAUUAUUGUACAUGAUUGUGGUGUAGCUAGUUUUACCUGACUGAUCUAUUUUGAUAGCAACUCAACAAUCAAACUCAACAAUCAUCACCACACAAGCGCACACUUUCGUAGCAUUUAUGGACACGGUUGAGAUAGAGUUGAGAGAGAGAGAGAGAGAGAGAGAUGUGUACGACAUGUUGCGACAUGUGACUGACAAAAAAUACAAAAACGUGUUUAGUGUGUUAUCUUUAGCACCGGGGGAAAUGGGGGAGAAGGAAAGGAGAAGCAACGCAAGCGAGCAUGAUUAUAAUAGCCCACCUAUAUACAUACAUAUAUAUGCGAUAUAUAUUAGUAUUAUCUUGCACAAUUUGUUAAAAAAAGGUUAACUAACUCAAAAAAACAAAUGGCUCAAACGAUCGUGAAAGUAUGAUGCGGCUGUUCAGCAUCAUCUAUGUUGGAGGCACGAUACAGGUAAUAUAAAUAUAUACAUUACAUAUAUAGAUAUUUAACAAAAAAGAAAGAAAGAAACAAA